AUGGGUUUAGUUGAUAGAUAUUCUAUGUUGAUUAUUGCACAAUAUUUUCCAACGAUAAAUGAUCUUUUUCAUGUAAUGUUAGUCAAUAAAAAGUUCAUUAAUUUAAAUGAAUUAUUUCAUUAUAAUCCAUAUGAUAUUUCAAUUAAUCAAUUAAAGUAUUUCCCUUAUUUACAUACACUUCACUUUUAUAAAUCAAUUACAAUUCAUGAAGUUCCAAAGGUAUUUAAAAUCGUUAUUCAUUUUGAUAUUUCCUAUUUUCAAUUACUUAAUUAUCAAAAAAAGUUUCAAAGAAAAGUUGAAGGAAAAAGAGUCAUAUUAACAGAGAUAGAGCGAAAUGAUUUAAAUAUUUAUAGUUUGGAUGAAGUACCUUCAGAAGUAACAAUUCUUGGUCAGUCAUGUUUUGCUCUUUUAGAUAUAGAAAGUCUUAAUUUUUCACCUCAAAUUCAUGAAAUACAUGAAAAUUGUUUUAAUGGAAUAGAUAAAUGUUCAUCGCUUGUAAUUCCUACAACUCUUACAUUUAUUGAUCAGUUUAGUUUUUCAAAUAGUUCUUUAAAAAGUAUAACUAUUCAUGAUGGAAUUCUUCUUAGAAUGAAAGCAUUUGAUUAUUGUGGAGAUGUCACAGAAAUUCAUUUAACCUCAGGAAAGAAAUUUCAUGGAUUUGUAGAUACUUCUCUACAAGAAUUAUUUAAAGAAAAGAAAAUUGAAACACCAAAUGUAUAUUUUGAUACGUUUUCUAUCGCUUUUCUUGAAGAUGCAUCAGUCAUACCGAAAGAAUAUAAAUAUAUUACUGAUUAUUGUUUUAAUGAAGAAAUAAUUAAUACAAUUCAUCUCUCAGAAGGUAUUAUUCAUCUUGGAAUUAGAACAUUCAAAAAUUGUUAUUCAUUAACAAAUAUUUAUCUUCCAAAUUCGUUAACAUCAAUUGGAAAAGGAUGUUUUAGUGGAUGUAGUUCACUCAGUCAAAUAACAAUUCCAUCCAACAUUACAUCUAUUCCACAAAAAUGUUUUAAGAAUUGUAGAAACCUUUCUUCAAUCAGUUUUAAUGGGAAAAUUACAGAAUUUGGAUUUGAAUGGAAUAAAAACACACAAGUUUUAUGUUCUGUAGAACAAGAAAAGAAGAAAGAAGAUGGUUCAUUUAAUUAUAAUAAGAAUAAAUUACUUCAAAUAUAUUUUGAAUGUCAUUCUAAUUGA
Molecule: messenger RNA, 1188 nt
Organism: Entamoeba nuttalli P19
Lineage: Eukaryota; Evosea; Mastigamoebida; Endamoebidae
Product: leucine rich repeat protein, BspA family protein
Exons: 1
Coding region: 1-1188 (395 amino acids)
Source: RefSeq, a predicted model, not a curated record